CGAAGUGUUGACGUCACUUCCGCAUAGGAAUGUCAUGUAAAAAUGGCGGUGACUUGCGCGCAAACGUUGAGACGAGCGUGCAUGUUUAUGUUCGGACGUCCUGUUUUGCGGCCGAACGGCUUUUUGUCGUCGCUUUGCUUCGCGAACACUCCGCCGAGCAGGAUCACUGGAGUUUGUAAAAUUGCUGCUGUGACGUCACAAAGAGGAGAAGAGCGGGGAAGGAAGGAUGGAAGAAGAGGCAGAGGCAGAGGAAUAUGGACAGUGCCAGCAGCAAUCUUUGGGUUGUUUGGCUCAUCCGAGGAGCCGUCGAGCAAAGAGGAGGAGCUGAUUAUGCUUCUGAAGAAAGCCAAGCUCAGCAUGUUGAGGGGUGAGCUGGAGGCGGCGUCUUCCUUCCUCCACGCCGCCGCAGCCAUUGCGCAUGGGGAACGCCACCGGCCUGCUAUCAUCUACACGUACAGCCAGAUGGCCAACCUUGCAUACGUUCAAGGUCAUCUGACUCAGCAGGCAGAGAAGCUCUUCAAGGCGGCCAUGAGCUAUAUGCUGGCAGGCGGGAUGCCGCAGGACGACAACGCCUUUGUGGAGAUGUCGCUCAAACUGGCCACCAUGUAUGCCCAAGAGAAUAAGGCGGAGCUGGCCGAGCACGGUUUCAGGUUCUGUUUGGAGACCCUGGAGGGCAAAGUGCAAAAGUUUGAGGAGACGCCAGCAGACCAGCUGACAGAGGCCGAUGAGGUUCUGAGGAAGGACACUCGUCUCCUGCUGGGUCUGUGUUUGGACUCACACGCUCGCUACCUGGCAUCCAAAAAGCAACUGACACAGGCCGCCGCCCACUACCGCAAAGCUUUGGACAUCUGCCAGAAGGAGCAAGGGCCGCAUCACCAUCAGACACUGGUCCUGAUGAGCGACUUGGCUACCAUUUUGGAUUUGCAAGGUCGCCAUGACGACGCCUUGGCGCUGCUCCGUCAGGCGGUGGAUACGGGCCGAGUCUCAGGACACGAGGACCUUCACGUCCUCCUGGCCAACAUGGCCACCGUCUUGCUGCAUGCAGGUCGCCAUGACGACGGCAUUCGCAUGUUCCACGAAGCCCUCGAUCUGGCGCGUGAAGUCGACGACAGCAAUGCUAUCCGGCACAUCUUGCGGGGCCUCAGCCGUGCCGCCAAAACAGCCCAGGCCGACUCUGGGCGAGAGGAGGCGGAGCAACCUGUAACUUAAGAUGAGGGUCACAGGUCGACUUUCUAUGUGGGGAAUAAAGGAGGUUGAAGUGAACAAAGUU
This is a messenger RNA of Hippocampus comes (tiger tail seahorse), 1270 nucleotides long. It is a transcript of the gene ttc19, whose product is annotated as tetratricopeptide repeat domain 19. Bases 43 to 1209 code for a protein of 388 amino acids. The record is from RefSeq and is a predicted model, not a curated record. Gene Ontology annotation, molecular function: protein binding. Gene Ontology annotation, biological process: mitochondrial respiratory chain complex III assembly. The transcript is spliced from 12 exons. Lineage: Eukaryota; Metazoa; Chordata; Actinopteri; Syngnathiformes; Syngnathidae. Gene Ontology annotation, cellular component: mitochondrial inner membrane.